This is a messenger RNA of Neoarius graeffei (lesser salmon catfish), 3010 nucleotides long. RefSeq names its product nucleobindin 1 (gene nucb1). Lineage: Eukaryota; Metazoa; Chordata; Actinopteri; Siluriformes; Ariidae. The record is from RefSeq and is a predicted model, not a curated record. Gene Ontology annotation, molecular function: calcium ion binding. Gene Ontology annotation, cellular component: endoplasmic reticulum-Golgi intermediate compartment; extracellular exosome. The coding region runs from base 269 to 1618 and encodes 449 amino acids. The transcript is spliced from 14 exons.
GCGAAUUAGCUGAGAUGCGGCGCGUAUUGAUGACGUAAUAAUUCCGGGCCCGUUAUUUUCAAGAAACGCGACGACGGAAGUCAAAUUAAGUGAAGCAUCACAGAGGGGGUUGUUUAUUUAUUUCUGGAGGACAAGAAGACGUCAAAAUGUGUUAAAAACAAUCUGAUGGUUUGAAUGAAGAAAUCCUGAGGAGGAAACAAUACAAAUCAGAAGAGCUGGGAAGUGAAUUGAGCUGAUAUUUGAUCAGGUUCACCUGCUGUUCAGGAGUAUGGUGGGUGGGUGUGUCUGGCUGCUGCUCCUGUCUGUCUCUCUCAGGGUGUCGUCUCUGCCAAUAGAGCGCAAUCCUCCGACACAGGACGAGAAAGCAGAGGAAAACCUGGACACAGGGCUGUAUUAUGAUCGUUACCUGCGUGAGGUGAUCGAGGUUCUGGAGACGGAUCCUCACUUCAGAGAGAAACUGCAGAACGCAAACACUGAGGAUAUUAAAAACGGACGCCUCAGUAAGGAGCUGGAUCUGGUGGGUCAUCAUGUCCGAACUCGGCUGGACGAGCUGAAGAGACAGGAAGUGUCCCGCCUCAGGAUGCUGCUCAAGGCCAAACUGGACAGCACCAACAUACAGCGUGUUCAGAUGGAUCACGUGUCCUUACUGAAGCAGUUCGAGCAUCUGGACCCUCACAACCAGAACACAUUCGAGGCCAGAGACCUGGAGCUGCUCAUUGCUACGGCCACUAAAGACCUGGAGAAUUAUGAUGCAGAGCGUCAUGAGGAGUUCAAGCGUUACGAGAUGCUGAAGGAACAUGAGAGGAGGGAGUACCUGAAGAGUCUGGACCAGGAGAAGAGGGAGAGGGAGGAGAAGAGGAUGGAGGAGAUGAAGGAGAAACACCGCCAGCAUCCCAAAGUCAACGCUCCGGGGAGUGUGGACCAGCUGAGAGAGGUGUGGGAGGAGACAGAUGGGCUGGACCCGCAAGAGUUCAACCCCAAGACCUUCUUCAAACUCCACGACACUAACGGAGACGGUGUGCUGGACGAGCAGGAGCUGGAAGCGCUCUUCACAAAGGAGCUGGAGAAGGUGUACGACCCGAAGAACGAGGAGGACGACAUGAUGGAGAUGGAGGAGGAGAGGCUGCGGAUGAGGGAACACGUUAUGAAAAAUGUGGACCUGAAUCACGACCGCCUGGUCAGCCUGGACGAGUUCCUCAAAUCCACGGAGAAGAAAGAGUUCAACAGCCCGAAGGAGUGGGAGACACUGGAUGAUAAGCCAGUGUACACGGAGGAGGAGCUUCAGCGCUUUGAGGCGGAGCUUUUGGAUAAACAGGUUGAGCUGAGCAGAAGGGCGGAGACUCUGAGACAAGAACAGGAGCUUCUGAACGAGAGAGGCAAAGCACUGGAGGCACAGAAGAGAGAGUACCAACAGGCGGUGAUGGAGAUGGCGCAGAGACAGAAGGCCCAGCAGGCGGCGCACCAGCCGCCUCCAUCAGGCCCGAACGGGGAACUGCAGUUCCAGCCGGACGCUCACAACCUGGAUCAAGUUGGAAAAGUGCCUGUUGAUCAGAACGGAGAAGUCCAGAACGGUCCGCCUGCUGAGCCACCACAGAACCUUCCUCAACACACACCAUAACAACUCGCCUCAUGUAACGCAUACGUCAGACUCCUCGUAUUCUUCUGAAUGGACUGCCUCAAUACACACACUGCUGCUAAACACACUCCUCAUCCUAAUCUCUAAUUACAGCCAACUUUUGAUAUACAGUUUGGGUUUUAAUCUCAUUUGAUUUAAAGGAAAACUCCUCCCUGAACCAUUUGCAUAUUAAUCUGCAUAAUUAACACGUCCUCCAACAUUCAUUUUGUAAUGAAGUUCUAAUGGCUUUCUAUGUUACACAUAAUACCGUCCGACUUCCUGCUGAUAGCGGUGCAUUGGGAUUUAGCCUUUUCUUCAUCUCUAACUAAAGAGAGCGAUGCGGCAGCGCUUUAGUGCUUCGGUCUGUUCCGCUCGUUGUACAGCUGCAUCGCAAAACCUGAUCGUUUUCGUCAUUGAUUUUGAUUUACUUCAGUAGUAUCUGCGAAAAUACACCACCAACCAAGAAAUUGCUAAAACGUCAAAAAAAAAAUUUGAAUACAAAAGUAUUAAACGUGUUUCAGGGUGGAGUUUAACUUGAAUAGUGUGUGUGUGUUUAGAUUUUUCCGCAGCCUCUUCUCACAAAGCUGAAAUUUGGUUUCCUUUGGUUUAAAGAAAUGGUGAAAAUUUUGGUAAACUUUUCAAUGCAGUUGAUUGGCUGAGGUGUGUGUAUUGUUUCAUUUUGCAUUGAAGCUACAAGAUUAAUGUUGCUAACAGGUUAACAGGAGUCUUCAUUUUGUUCUUUAGUGAUGUCACAUUGAAGCAUUGUUCAUGGCGGUGGCCGUCUUGGACAUUCAUAAUCAAUCAUACUUUAUGCUGUGGUCGACUUUCCCUGGAAGUGGGAAUUAAGUCAUUUUCCGAAAAACAAAAUGGAUGCCGUGUUUGGAAUCGCAAUGAUCUCGUCAGUGACGUGAUGAGUUGCGCGAAACAGCGAACUGUACGGUUCGUGUUAGAGAUUUAACAAGCUGUGGGUGGCCAUGUUGUUUUGACGUCACAAGUUGCAAACUUUUUUUUUUUUUUUUGAAUGCAGGGUUAUUUCUUGGUGCAGUUUGGUUUGUCUCCGCCCCUAAAUUGGUAGGCCACACCUAAAGGUGGAUGUGGAGGAUGAGUAAAUUUCCACCAUCAACUUGAACCGUGCUGUUUUACAAACUGAUUAACUGAAAGAAAGAGGAUUAAGAGGCGUAACGACAUUUAGGCUUUCGUACGUUCUUUAUGGAUUUUACGUGACCCAGACUUCUGUUUCAACCUGAUGCACAUUUUUGCUUUAAUACUUCUGGAACGUUCACUUAUUUGAUUUGUAAACACUCACGCCAGCGUGCGCACCGUGAGCAGACUGAAUGUGAUUGUUGUGGAUUCUGUUUAUUAUUUUAAUUGUAAUAAAGCUGUUGUCAGAUUCUA